CAUACGUUUCUCGUUAGAGAAUCGGACCCCUCUGUAUGCUAACAGCUGACGCGUCGACCCACGUCGAUCAUCGCGAUGAAAUCGGAGUAAUUACGAUGACGGUGAAGGAGAGAUUGGAGGCCUAUAGGCGCAAGAAGCGCAGAGAGGAGACGAUGGAAUCGAUUAAGAGUGUAAUGAGAAACAUAUUUUCGUGGAAUCGUAAUAACAGAAUCGAAAAAUCCGUGGAAGAAUCCACAAGCGAAGAACAGGUUAAACUAUGCGAGCAGUCAGUGGAUGUCCAAGAGGAGGAAGUCCAGGAGGAGGACGCCCAGGAGGAGGAUAGCGUGCAGGAAUCGCGAGGCACAGUGUUGAACAGAGUAAUCUAUUUAUUAUACUUCUUGUUGUGGGCCACGCUGUACGUGAUCGCGCUGGAGUACGAGUUCGGUGCUGUCUACUUCGUACUGUCGGCUCUGGUCUUCAUCUGCUUGAACACCAGAUCUGGACCGAAGCGACGUGGCGAACCCAGCGCCUAUUCUGUCUUCAAUCCGAAUUGCGAGGCGAUAGAGGGUACCCUCGACGCGUCGCAGUUUGAGAAAGAAAUAAGAUAUGGUAUAGCAGGGGUACGAUAAAAUCGACAAAUUAGUAAAGUCUGAAUACUGAUUUGAUAUUAAGACGUUACUGGCAUUCCGAUCUAUUUAAUGUCAUGGUUGGACCAAAGUGCCGUAGAGAUGAGUGUGUAAUGCAAAUUUCAAAUUUCUAGUAAAUAGCUUCACGAUUUGAAGUUAAAUAACGUCACUCAUAUGUAUAUGUGACUUUUCCAAAUUUGUAUAUAUCUAAAAGCCAGUACUCUUAUUUAAUUUUUAUUUAAUUCGAUAUUUAAUUUAAAGGAAAUCUAGUGUUUCUUACAUAAUAUAUACGAGAUAAUCGCGAAUAUAAGUUUCGCAAAGUCCAGAGAGAUAUAAAAUGUGAUAUCGAAAGCAUAUGUUAGGCAUACAUGUGAGAAUAAGUAUUAUACCACGUUACUUUUGUAUUUAUACAUUUUUAUAGAGAUAAAUAUAUCUAUAUAUAUUUGUUUUACGCACUUGCAAAAUUGUUAUUGUCCAUUGCUGGGCAAUAAAUGUAAGACAAUAUACAGCAAAGUAAAUGCCAAAACGAUUUUCAUAUGUUUUUUAUAAUACAGGAACGAACUAUUAAGAUUCUUAUAAGACUCACUAAUUCAACUCGUUUUGCCACUUACAUUGCUUUGCAUAGAAAACCAAAUAAGACUGAGAAAAUAACGAAAAAAUAUAUUGUCACAUCAAGAAGCAUGUGUUUUGUAACAAUCUGUAA
Messenger RNA from Temnothorax curvispinosus, 1308 nucleotides. RefSeq lists its product as uncharacterized. The transcript is spliced from 2 exons. The record is from RefSeq and is a predicted model, not a curated record. NCBI's taxonomy places the organism in Eukaryota, Metazoa, Arthropoda, Insecta, Hymenoptera, Formicidae. The coding region runs from base 36 to 608 and encodes 190 amino acids.